GAAGGCUGUCGAGGACAAUAGUUGUGUCUUCAUUAAGCAAUCUUCGAGCUUUGCAACAUUCUUCGUAACAUAAGUUGGAUUAUGUCAAAAAGAUAAAAGCCAAAACAACAUUAGAAAUGUGAAACAAAAUGAAAAAAUGUCAGAAGCAUUAGGACUAGGACAAGAAAAGACGAGGCUUACCACGUGACAUAUAUAAGUGAUACUUUUAUAAACAAAACAACACAAACUUUACUUCUUUAAUAAUGUAUGAAUACUAAGGGAUACAACAAUAGUAGAUAGUAUGGCUUAAAGGACUUAGAUUCUCCCUCGCCAUGCAGCCCAAUGGGCUGUAAGCUGUCCUAGAUCUGUAAUUUGUAAUGUAUAAAGUCUCCAAGUGGUGUCCACUGAUUUGUGAUACUACAUGGAAGUGUGUGGCGCCAUGUUCCACAUGAUGUCCACCGGAUCUCGAAGAUUCUAAUGAUGUCCAACCGGGAGAAUUUGUAACACAAAAAUGAAUGACUCAAUUGUGUUUUGUGUGUGGUUAAUUGUAUCCACAAGUGCAGUAGAUGUAGUGCUCGAAGUGAAUGGUAUUGUGUUUCUCAUCAAUGACACCAUCAUAGUUCAAGCUCAUGAUUGUCUUUGCAAAGUGGAAAAUAUCGGUUGUACUAUAUAUCACAAGAACAAUGUUGAAGCCGAACCUGUAAGGGAUAAAGCUACUCUUUACAAGUAUUCGAAUGACUACUUUUGUGAGUUUGAUAACCAGAAGGUGUAUUGUAAUCGUUUGGAAGACAGUCAUCAAAAAAAGUUUUGCUCUACUUCUAGCGAAAAAAGCUGUUUACUUACAGCGUUAGUCGCCUAUGGUUACACAUGCCCACUGGGACAUGUCAGACUGUUGAUAUUGAGACCCGAAACGUUCAUGUUUCACAUCUGGAAGAAAGAACUUUUGAACUUAUUUGUCUGCACCAUAUGUACCAGCCCAGAGCAAGAAGACAAAACUACAAAUGACAUCCCAGAGCCAGGAGAAAGAAGCUCAAAUAGCACAAACCAUCAGGAUAACCAACGUAUCAUUAUAAUAAUUCUAAGUUCUGUCCUUGGCGCUGUGGUGCUAUUGAUUGUUGUGGUGCUAAUUAUAUGUCUAAGAAGACAAAGACAAAGGCAACGGAGUGUGGUAAUGAAUCGUGAAAUGCCUGAAGCUGUUCAGCGUAGCUUACCUCAAAUCAAUCACAAAGAAAUAGAGUUGAAUUCUAUUCAUGAUUACGCUUCACUAAAUUUCUCCAUUCAUGACUACCUUGAUCCCAGAGCUAUCACUGAAGAGCAAGCGUUAUCUAAUGACCAUCACAUGACAGAGUCAAGAAUAGAAUAUGUGAAUCCUGCUAUUACCGAUGACAUUAGUUGUGUCGUAGGUAGUUUUUCAUUACUAAACAAGGACACUUUACUAGCGGAUAGCAUUAACAACCAUGAGCUUGGUAACACAAGCAGUGAAACAUUGUGCAAAAACAAAAAGCUAAACAAAGUAAGUGUGCUACUUUACAUUGAGGAAAAUACCUUUUUGCAGCAAGUGGAUGACAUCUUUUAUCCGGUAAAGUACCUCAGAAGAACUAUGUUACCAAGAGAGCGGCAUUUUGCCAUCAUUGAAAUGAUCAUUGAGAGUAAAUUUCCAACGCCUAGACAGAUACCUCUGUGGAACUUUAUUCACAAUCCAGUGCGACCACAGAUCAUUGUCUUCGAUAUUGUCACAUUGAAGGCUGCAACUAUUUCCUAG
Messenger RNA from Biomphalaria glabrata, 1741 nucleotides. RefSeq lists its product as uncharacterized. The coding region runs from base 491 to 1741 and encodes 416 amino acids. The transcript has 6 exons. Lineage: Eukaryota; Metazoa; Mollusca; Gastropoda; Planorbidae. The record is from RefSeq and is a predicted model, not a curated record.